AAGAGGAGCCUACAUCAUAGAAAAGUAGUAGAACAUAAACAGUUUGCUGUAGCAGUGGCCUUUUACAUUUUUAACUAUAUUUUUUAAAUAUUAAAAAAGAAUGCCUCUCAUUCAGGAUUUCAAGGAGGAUGAAAGUGAAGAGGAGGAAGAAGAAGAAAAGGUGUUCCUUAAGCCUGUUAUUGAGGACAGAAACAUGGAACUGGCCAGAAGAUGCACUGAAAUUAUAAGUGAUAUCCACUAUAAAGAAGAGUAUGAAAAAUGUAAAGGCAAAUUCACAUCUGACACCCCUCAGUUAAAUCAUGUGAAAAAUCUGAGUGCUUUUAUUUCUCAGGCAAAGUACAAAGGAUCUGCUAAAAAAGACCUUUCCAAUUCUUUGUAUAAACUGAUGCCAGCCACAAUUGACAGUGUUUUUGCAAGGCAAGUUACACAGCUUCAGAGCAAGGUACUCUACAAACAGAAAUAUGAUGCUGAAAAAGUGACAUCAGAUUAUGCACAUAUGACGGAGCCCCCAGACGUUAAGCAUGCUAUGGAAGUAAAUAAACACCAGAGUAAUGUGUCAUAUAAGAAAGAUCUGGAGGAUACACACAGAUACACGGAAGUGCUGAACAGACCAGAUAUAAAGAUGGCAACCAAGUUAACAAAGAUAAUAAGUGAUGCUGAAUAUAAAAAACAAAGAGGAGAAAUGAACAAGGAGACAGCUGUACUUGGAAGACUAGAUUUUGAGCAUUCUCAGGAAGUUUCUAAACUUUUAAGCCAGGUUAAAUACAAAGAGCAAUUCAAUAAGGACAUGAAGAACCACCAGUAUAACCCUCUUGGCAGUGCUUCUUUCAAGCAAGCACAGAUGGCAUCCAUGUUGGCGAGUGAUGUGAAAUACAAAAAAGAUAUGGAAAGUCUACACAGUCCAGCUUCAGACCUACCAAACAUCCUAUAUUUAGAGCAUGCUUUAAAUGCCAGCAAAAUGCAUAGUAAUUAUGAAUAUAAGAAGCUGUUUGAGAAAAGCAAGGGGCACUAUCAUUUUGCCUUGGAUACAACUGAACAGAUGCAUCACAAAGAAAAUGCUCUGCUCCAAAGUCAGGUGAAGUACAAAGAGGAUUAUGAAAAAUCAAAAGGCAAAUCAAUGCUGGAGUUCAUGGAUACACCAAUGUAUCAAGUUUCAAAAGAAGUUCAAAAGAUUCAAAGUGAGAAAGUGUAUCGCAAAGAUUUUGAAGAACAGCUUAAGGGAAAAGCAUCACUGGAUUUAGACAAGACCCCAGAAUUCUUGCAUGUGCAACAUGUCACCAAUCUUUUGAAAGGGAAAGAGUAUAGAAAAGAUUUGGAAGAAGGGAUGAAAGGAAAAGGACUGACAGUGUUUGAAGAUACACCGGAUUUGAUUAGAGUGAAAAAUGCAGCACAGAUACUAAAUGAGAAAGAAUAUAGAAAAGAUCUGGAAAAUGAAAUAAAGGGGAAAGGAAUGACACUAGUUCCAGACAUUCCUGACAUCCAGAGAGCAAAAAGAGCAUCUGAAAUUGCUAGUGAGAAGGAAUACAAGAAAGACCUGGAGACUGAAAUUAAAGGAAGAGGCAUGCAAGUUGGCACAGAUACUCCUGAGAUGCAGUGGGCCACAAAAGUUUCUGACUUUGUAAGCCAGAAAGAAUAUAAGAAAGAUCUAGAAACUGAAAUCAAAGGGAAGGGGAUGCGAGUGGGCACAGAUACCCCUGAGAUACGACGAGCCAAGAAAGCUUCUAAAAUUGCAAGCCAGAAAGAAUAUAAGAAAGAUCUGGAGACUGAAAUUAAAGGGAAGGGGAUGCAAGUGGGCACAGAUACUCCUGAGAUACAACGGGCCAAAAGAGCUUCUGAAAUUGCAAGCCAGGUGUUUUAUAAGAAAGGUGUAGGCUCUGGCACAGCAGUAAAAGAGACUCCUGAGAUUGAACGAGUAAAGAAAAAUCAGCAGAAUAUCAGUUCCAUAAAAUACAAAGAAGAAAUUAAGCAUGCCACAGCAAUUUCUGAUCCCCCAGAACUAAGAAGAGUUAAGAAAAACCAGAAGAAUAUUAGCAAUGUUCAGUACAAAGAACAGCCUUGCAAAGCUACACCUGUGACUGUCACCCCUGAGAUGGAAAGAGUCAAGAAGAAUCAAGAAAUUGUCAGCUUGGUUCACUAUAAAGGGCAGCUUGCCAAAGCUACUUCUGUCAGUGUCACUCCUGAGAUGGAAAGAGUCAAGAAGAAUCAAGAUAAUAUCAGCUCGGUCAAAUACAGCAGUGAUCAGAAGCAGAUGAAAGGUAGAUCUAGUGUGAUUCUUGACACACCUGAGCUAAGGCAUGUUAGAGCAACACAAAACAACAUCUCAAUGGUGAAAUACCAUGAAGAUUUUGAGAAGACAAAGGGCAGAGGUUUUACCCCAGUGAUGGAUGAUCCUGUGACAGAACGGGUGAGAAAAAACACCCAGGUUGUGAGUGACGCUGCAUAUAAAGGAGUACAUCCACACAUAGUUGAAAUGGAUAGAAGACCUGGAAUAAUUGUUGACCUCAAAGUUUGGCGCACAGAUCCUGGCUCCAUCUUCGACAUUGAUCCUCUGGAAGACAGUAUUCAGUCUAGAAGUCUACGUAUGCUUUCUGAAAAAGCAAGCCGUUUUAAUAAACAGCAUUUCCAUUCCAUCAGUGCUUUUGGCAUGAGUUUGGGAGAUGAAAAGUCAGAUGGUUCUGAGACAAACCCUACCCUUUCUUACUGCAGUGAGGUAACAAGGCCAUCUGAUGAAGGAGCCCCUGUGCUUCCUGGGGCAUAUCAACAAAGUCAGUCCCAAGGGUAUGGAUACAUGCACCAAACCAGUAUGUCAUCUAUGAGAUCGAUGCAUUCACAGCCACAUUCAGCAGGUUUGAGAACAUACAGAGCUAUGUAUGACUACAGUGCUCAAGAUGAAGAUGAAGUUUCCUUCAGGGAUGGGGACUAUAUCGUCAAUGUGCAGCCAAUUGAUGAUGGCUGGAUGUAUGGUACUGUUCAGAGAACUGGGAAAACAGGAAUGCUUCCAGCAAAUUACAUUGAGUUUGUUAACUAAUUUCUGUCCCUAGUCCUUUGAGCUUUAUUCUGAUUUAUUCUGAACUUAGCCCUUUUGAAACAAAAUACUCAGAAGCUUUUAAGACCACACGUUCAUUACUUUAUCACUAAUAUAACAAACUGAUGUAACAAUCACAAUCUGACACAUAUCCAAACAGUAUUGCUUAUAAUAAUACUUUGUAAGAACAAAAGAUGUAUGUGGAAGCCCGGUGCUGCCAAUCAUGUAAAGGUUUCCCUCCAUUAGCUAUAAAGGAGAUAUGUCUUUUUCCUAGAUUUCCUAAAUUCUCUUUUAAACAUAAUCAUAACAUAGAUUCUUUUCUUAUGUCACUUUGAAAUCACAAGAGGCUAAUACUUUCAAUUUAGCUGUUUAACAUUGAGCAUUUAAUGUUCCAAUAAAAAUUAUGACUGGAUAAUUCAGCCUAAGUAACAGCAGAUAAUAUGCUGGGAAAAAUCCUACUGCCCAGCAGCCUUAUUAGAAACAUAACAUCUUUCUUGACAGUGAAAGUUUCCCACUCUCAUUUGCCCACACAUCAGCACUAAUUCCUGAGUCUUACAUUUGCUCUCCUUCAUGACUGUGCCCUUAUCUCCUGUCAGUUUUGCUUGCUUCCCAAUGCAUCGGUUUUGAUUGUGCCUUGAUUAAUGGCAAAUCUGUGUCUUUUCCACAGAAUAUUUCCCACUGGCACUGUCCACAGUGCAGAGCCAAAUUGCUGCCUCUUUUCUUUCCCUUAAAUAAUAUAUGAGAGACAGGGUGGGUGAGGUAAUACAUUUCAUUGUAUCAGCUUCUGUUGGUGAGUGAGACAAACUUUUGAGCUUACACAGAGUGUAAAGUAGAAGUUGUCCCAGCGAAAUAUAUUACUCCACCCACCUGGUCUCUCUUAACAUUUAGUUAGCAAUGUCCAUCUUCAAAGUACUAUACAAACAAUUUCCAUUACUUCCUUUAUCCUUAACUGUCCUACUAUAAAAAAAUCUCAGAGGGGUAGCCGUGUUAGUCUAACUUUAAAAACAAGUUACAGAAUGGU
This is a messenger RNA of Pelodiscus sinensis (Chinese soft-shelled turtle), 4046 nucleotides long. NCBI's taxonomy places the organism in Eukaryota, Metazoa, Chordata, Testudines, Trionychidae. The record is from RefSeq and is a predicted model, not a curated record.